AGAACUAGAUAGAUAGAUAGCUACUGGUACUAUAUAAACACCCCACCGUUCAGGUCACGGCGAGGGCAGCUAGCUUUUGCUUCCAACCAGCGGCAGCUAGGCCGCAGGCGGCAUGGCAAGGACGCCAGGGGCAGAUCAGGCGGGGAGCUGGGCGCUGCCGAGCAUCGGCCGCCGCGGCGGCGGCGUUUCCGGCGACCUCCUCCCGGCGUUCGGCGAGCUCUCCCCUACCGGCGGUAACAGCAACACCAUCAACCCUUACGACUGCCGCUACAGGUGGUGGCAGAGUUUCCUGAUCGGUCCGGUGCUCUACUCGGCGUGGUCGUCGCCGUUCGAGCUGGCCCUCGACAGGGCGGCCACCACGCCGGUUGUCGUCGCGAGCCUGGUCAUGGACGCGUUCUUCGCCGCCGACAUCGCCGUCUCCUUCUUCGUCGCCUACUUCGACAGAUCCGCCAAUCUCUUCGUCGACGACCGCAGGAAGAUCGCCACCAGGUACCUCAAGCGGCCGUCGUUCGCGAUGGACGUGGCCUCGACGAUCCCGUUCAACGUGAUCUACCAGCUGGUGAGCGGCAGGAGCACUGGGUGGUUCAGGUACCUCAACCUUCUCCGCCUGUGGAGACUGCAGCGCGUCAGCAAGCUCUUUGCGAGGUUGGAGAAGGACAUACGAUUCGACUAUUUCUACACCAGGCUCAUCAAGCUAUGCGGCGUGACGUUGCUGGCGCUGCACUCCUCGGCGUGCAUCUUCCUGUGGAUGGCGUUCCACCACGGCGACAGGGAGCACACCUGGCUCGGCAGCCAGGUGCGCGACUUCGCGGACGGCAGCGUCUGGGUCAACUACACCUACGCCGUGUACUGGUCCAUCACCACGCUCGCCACCGUCGGGUACGGCGACCUGCACGCCGUGAACCCCGGCGAGAUGGUGUUCGCCACCUGCUACAUGCUCUUCAACAUCGGCCUCACCUCCUACAUCAUCGGCAACACCACCAACCUCGUCGUCCACGCCGCAACCAACACAUUCAAGAUGAGGGACAUGGUGCGGCGGGUCUCGAUGUUCGGGAGCGUCAACCGGCUGCCGCCGGAGCUGAGGGAGCAGAUGAUGGCGAGCGCGCAGCUCAGGUUCAGCACAGCGGAGGUGAUCCAGCAGCAGCUGCUGUCCGACCUGCCCACGGCGCUCCGGUCCCGGGUCGCGCACCACCUCUUCAGGGACGCGGUCCAGCGCUGCUACCUGUUUCAGGGAGUCUCCGACGACCUCGUCGUGCGGCUGGUUUCAGAGAUGAGGGCAGAGUAUUUCCCACCCCAGGCGGACAUCAUCCUCCAGAAGGUGACCUCCACGGCCUGCUACAUCAUCGUCUCCGGCUCAGCGGACGUGUUGACAACAGCUGACGAUGGAACAGAGAAGCUUGUGAUGAAGAUAGGGCCGCAUGGCAUGGCAGGGGAAAUGGGCGUCAUUCUGGGCGUCCCGCAGCCGUUCUCCGUCCGUAGCAGGAGGCUCACGCAGGCCUUGUGCAUCAGCCACAGCCAUCUCCUGGGGAUACUCCGUUCCAACACCGCAGAUGCCAACACCGUAUGCGCCAAUUUUGUUAAGCAGCUCAAAUCUCUCAAGGAACUGCAGGUUGCAGAGGAUGCGCCGUUUUUCGAGGAGACAUUUUCCAAAACAAGCAUGGAUGAGCUUCAGAUCGGCUCCAUCUUUCAACAGCUACUUAACGACGGCGACGCUGCCAGGAUGAUUCCAAGGCAGAAUCAGAAAGCCACCUUCGGCACCGAACAACACGAAGAGACCGCUCCCUGCAUGUUGCCGCGUCGACAAGGCGGACUACGAGUGGUCAUUCAUGAUCGCUUUCCCAGCGAUGGCGCGGAGAAGAACCUGGGCCAUGCCGCGGGGAAGCUUGUCCUCCUUCCGGAUUCGCUGCAAGAGCUGAUGAAAGUAGCCGAGGUGAAGUUUGGGAAGGCGCCGAGGAGGGUGCUCACCGUCGAGGGCGCCGAGGUCGACGACGUUGCCGUGCUAAGGGAUGGAGACCACCUGGUGUUGUGUUGCUAGCAGUAGGACUGAUCAGUUCAAGUAGUACAAGCACGCGCAAAGCGUUUCACCUCUUCCUAUUCUUGAUGUUUUACGAAAGAGAAAGGAGGAAAAUAUAGUUGAGAAAGGGUGAAAAGAAGGGGGGAAAUCUAUGCAUCCUGCUGCAAACCCACUCAUUUUGAGCAAUAUGUACGUGUGUCAUGUACAAUUGUAAACUAUGACAUCUUAAAAUUACAAUAUUUCAAAACUACAUUCA
Zea mays is the source of this 2270-nucleotide messenger RNA. RefSeq names its product potassium channel KAT4. Gene Ontology annotation, cellular component: membrane. Gene Ontology annotation, molecular function: voltage-gated potassium channel activity. The transcript has 9 exons. The record is from RefSeq and is a predicted model, not a curated record. Gene Ontology annotation, biological process: potassium ion transport; transmembrane transport. NCBI's taxonomy places the organism in Eukaryota, Viridiplantae, Streptophyta, Magnoliopsida, Poales, Poaceae. Bases 113 to 2035 code for a protein of 640 amino acids.